Babesia ovata is the source of this 297-nucleotide messenger RNA. RefSeq names its product dehydrogenase domain-containing protein, putative. The record is from RefSeq and is a predicted model, not a curated record. Lineage: Eukaryota; Apicomplexa; Aconoidasida; Piroplasmida; Babesiidae. Bases 1 to 297 code for a protein of 98 amino acids. The transcript has a single exon.
AUGCGUAGUAAUUCCACUCUUCAAUUCCCCCAAGAAUCCCUUCACCCCCGUCGCCUUAUCCUUCUCAAUAACCCUUUGGAUCUCCGCCAACUGCGCCGUGACGACGCUCUGCAGCUGCGUGAGCUCGGCCUGCUUCUGCUUCGCGAAGAGGGAGUGGACUUGGUGGGUGAGGGUGGAGAAGGCUUGUUGGACUUUCUUUGUGAGAGUAGUUCUCAGCGUUUGUACGGCCUUUUGGGCUUGUUGUUGCGCAGCUUUGAAGGCGAUGACGACAUCUUCGGUGGCUUGAUUCAGGGUUAG